CUGUGACUGUGGGGAAAGAUGAGCUGCAUCGCCAUGGAGGAGUUUGAACUCAUGAAGGACUCCAAAUACCGGAUGUUCACUGGGGCUGUGGACAAGGCACUGAAAAACUUUGAGUACACAUCAGAGUGGGCAGACUUGAUUUCAGCACUUGGCAAGCUUAAUAAGGUUCUCUCCAGCUACCAGAAAUACCAAAUUAUACCCAGGAGGAUUAAAAUCAGCAAGAGGUUGGCACAAUGCAUGCACCCAGCUCUGCCCUCCGGUGUUCACCUAAAAGCCCUAGAGACGUACGACAUUAUAUUCAAGUGCAUGGGCACAAAUCGCCUAUCCCAAGAGCUCUUCAUAUACAGUGCAGGAUUAUUUCCACUCUUGGGACAUGCUGCCAUGAACAUCCGUCCAACGUUACUGACGGUAUACGAGACUCACUUUGUGCCUUUGCGAGAGCGCCUUCGACCAGCACUGAGCGGUUUCUUAAGCGGAAUCCUUCCAGGUCUGGAGUUGGGCUCAGAUCAUUACGAUCGCACCUACGCUCUUUUGGAUAACGUAUGCGAUGGCGUCGGCGUCUCUUGGUUCUACACGUGCAUGUGGCAAUGCGUCCGCAGUAACAGUCCCGUCCGUCUUCCGGCCAUCAGUUACGUUUUAGCACAUUAUAGCCGGAAGCUGCCCAUGGAGGAUCAACUCCAUCUGAUGGGCAAUGACAUCGACGUCAUGGUGUCCGGUCUCUGCGCGGCCGUUCAAGAUUCCAGCGUGCUGGUGCAGAGAUCCGCUUUGGAUCUGCUGAUGGUUUGUUUCCCAAUGCAAAACACCCAGCUUCUUUAUGCAGACAUGGUGAGAUUGGUUACUGCCGCACUUACCACCAUUCUUCGACGAGAUAUGUCUCUGAAUCGUCGCUUAUACGCUUGGCUUUUAAAUUCCGAAGUCAAAUCGAAUCAAAUGCAGAUGGAUCAAUUGCUGGAGGAGUACGGGCCCGUUGUCGAAGAGAACCCGAAUAGCCCAACUAUAGCUUACGAUCUUCUAACCGAGGCGAUACGAAUUACACUGAAGCAAAGCAGUGCCGACACCAAUCUUGAUAUAAGGCCUUACAGGCUGUUAACGUCGCUCUUCGACAAGCGUCGAAUUGGCACUGUGAUUCUCGACAAUAUCCUGUACGAUGUGUUCAGAGCUUUGUACUUCACCUGCUUGAACCAGCAGAAGCACAAGAAUAGCUCAGCGAGAUGCGUCAGCUUUAACGGCGACCUGACAAGUCUGAAGAACGAGGAGAACGUCUUAACCAAAGACUUCCUCACAAAAUAUUGCCAAGACCUAAUUAAAAACGCCAAUAUGCUGUUCAACAUACUGCAAUCACAUUAUAUUUGGUCGUAUAUCGAAAAGCUAUACGAGAAAUCUAUUGGCAACUCCAAAACGACCAUGAGGGAUAGAUACCAAGUGAACGAAAUCGGAUCAGGCGAACCAAGCCUACUCGAAAUUUGCAUUUUAACCGAAUUCCUAUUGGACAUAAUCCCUAUCGAAACGUACGUGAAGAGCACAUUGGAUAUAUUACCUAAUCUCUUCAAGAAGAUUGUUAAUGUUUUGCGAAAGAAUAUUUCCACACUUAAUAGGUUCGAGGUGACACAUAGUCUGCAGCUUUCAAAAAAAAUCCUGCUGAGGAUCCAGCCAGUAACUGUUAAACACGUCGAUUCGAUUCAUUGCAGCGAAGAAAAGGCUAUCAACAAGUUGGUGGAUUCAGGCGAAAAAGAGGUGGACGAAGAAGUCGAUUCAGUGGAAAUCAAGCUUGGCGUGGAGAAGAGCAAGUCCGAUUCUAAAAUCAACGAGAAACUAAAUAAGAAUGAGCUUACUAUCGAGGACAUCAGCAGGGAGAGAUCGAACAGCAAUCAGAUGAUUGUCAAGAAGAAAGAUAAGAAGGACAGUCCGAAGAUCGACAAGAAGAGUAAAAACAAAAAGUCUAAAUCCAGUUCUAAGCUUUACGAUUUGAAGCGGGAGGAUGAGGAUGUUGAUUCCGUUUGCAACGUUUCACCAGUAAAGGUUGAAACCGAAGUGGUUCAAGAGAAGGUCGAGGCCACUUGUAGUAGUAAUGGGAUGCGUAUAGAGAAUAAACACAUAUUGAGUUGCCUCAGAAUUUACAAGCAAUUUUAUGUGUCACUAGUUGAGUCGCGAAUUAUACCGGACGUGAACAUUGAGAAGUUCUUCAAUUCGCUCGUUCACGACAAGGAGGUGCGCAUUAAGAAACUGGAAAGUCUUUUAGAAUCCUGCUUGCUCGGUGAUAAUGCAUGUCGUCGCACAUCCGAUCACGAAUCUUCCAAAGUAGCCGAUACAAGCGCAAUCGUAUCUUCCCAUGGAUUCGAUGACGCCAUGUCAGUGGCAUCCGACCUGCUCGUGGAAUUCGCCGCAUUUCCAAAUAUUCUCCACGAGGAGCAUGACAAAGAGAUGCCUUACUGGUUGAAGGUUCUCAUCAUAGCCUGCUGUUCACCAAGAUCCAACUGCGACGUGCAGAUUACUGCCAUGAACACGUUGAUGGAGAUCAUGAGUCUAGCAAAGAGCCAAGACUUCAAGCCAGGUUCAAAAUCGAAUAAUAACGUGGUGGUUAUGGGAAUUUUGGAUAAUGCGUAUGUCGAUUUCAUCGAAAACUCUACAGUUGUAUUAGAGGCAAUUUGUCAAAUACUAUGGGAUUUAUUGGGGGUGUUAAGCAAUCAAUCGCAAAUUACGCUAUGCGUCUCUUUGCUAUACAACAUACACAACGUGUUCGAGAAUAAGCAGUUUGUGGAGCAGAUUGUGGGAAAGUAUUUGAUCGACGAGAACGUGAGCACAGAUUAUUUUAAGCGGUUCUAUCUGCUGUGGAAUUUGGGAAGAGAUCUGAACGUGAAGCAGAUGAUCAACAGGAGCACUCGCAAUUUCGAUAGAAGUCUGUUGAAAAUCCUCGACAACCUCAACAAUACCGAACGAAGCAAUCUUCGACUUCUUGCUGAAACAUUCGUGACCCACAGUUUGCUGAGGCACGAUAUUGCGCGCAUAGUCAAUCCAAUAUUGUCGAUGCUCUUGGUGCCAAGCACUGCUAGAAUAUCCAUCCGGCAUGUGCAUAUUCAAGACGGAGACGCCAACGCCGACUUAUCCAAUGCGGAUUCCAGAAAACUGGAUGAUGCCAAGGCCAAGAAGAUAUACGCCAUCAGCAAUGUGAAUGGUAAUGUGAUGUUUCAUAUCACCGACGAUCCGAGUCCGAAACCGCCAAAGAAGCGGUGGUUCCUCUUCUCUAAGGCUGGUAAGAAGUAUACCCAAGCUGUGAAUAUGACGACGAGCUUAGCGGAAAACUUGAACAUUGUCACUAAAAUGACGAAAGACUUUAAGACGGAGUCCGCGCCGCCGAAUGUAGAACGCACAUCGAAGAACAACGUUAAGCUGUUCGUGAAUCCGCUCAGCUCCAAAGAGAUAUACCCUACAGGUGCGGAAGGAUGUUACACCAAGAUCGAUCCGCAUCAGCAGUCGCAGAGGUCUUCCAACGAGAGUCUCUCCGAUAUUGCAUAUGCGAGUUUGGGCAACGGCGCCGAUUCCGGAUUCGAAUCUCAACCUGCAAGCCAAGCACGUUCUUCACUGUCCAACGAGUCCGGCAAAACCAGAGCCAGUUUCCUGCUGGAACGAAUCGAGCCGAUCUCCGAAGGAAUACGAGAUGCAACUGCAGCAAAACCUAUACCGAAAUCUAGAAGCUUCGAUGAGAAAUCGACGAGUAAUGUGGAAGUCGAGAACAAUCUGUCCUUGGUUCACAGUUGGUCCUAUUCGAUGUCGGACGGCGAUAACUUGAACGCUGAGCUGGAACUGAGCACUGCGGCUGAAGAGUAUUUCAAGGAUCCGCAUGUGGGUAUUGCCGCCGAGGUAAUUAACGAAUUAUUGGAUAGAGUUUGCGGUAAAGAGGAGGUGAAACCGAAGAUCGUUGAGAGCGUAGCGAAGAAUUUCACGCUGUAUCCAAUGCAUUACCACAUAUGCUUGUACUAUGAAGUCUUCGAUUCCGAUCGCAUACUGUACUCGCUGAGAACCCUGAGGAAUUGUCUUCGUUCAAAUCCUCUGUUGUUUAUUAGGUGUUUGGCCACAGCUGGACUGAAAGAUCUACGAGGAAAUGAACUUUUGCACUUGAUGGCCAGACACAGGAAGAGCAUUUUGGGAAGCGGUUUCUGUGGUGAAUUGAGCCCUGAAUUAGUGAAUACGUAUAGAGGUUACACAUUCCUGGACGUGAUUAUCACCAUUUGCCUGAACUUUGCCAGAACUUAUUAUCCGAGCCUGGACGAUAACAAGUUAACUAAGGAGGAAAUUGAGAAUAAUCUUCAAAUCCAAUUGAAUAGCUUAGAGAUACUCAAUUGCAUUGUGAAGCAUUUGAAUAAUCUUGUGGACGAGAAUUUCAAGGGUUUUUCUGGAUACAUUGCCGAUAUGCUGAUGAAAUGCAAUUUGCAGAAGAUUCUGCUGCAUUGUUUGUUAACGUCGGUAAAGAAUUUCGAUGAGGAUAUGACUUUCUCCGAUGAGGUGUUGCUGUACAACAAUUUUAAGUUGUACGAUAACAACAAGCGCGUUUCCGAGCACGUCGAAGCUUACCAGAUCAAUCUGCUCCGUCUGAUUCACUCGCUUAUUAUAUUGGAGAACAAGCUGUUCAAGCAGCAGAAGGAUGUCAAUCCCAGCAGUCCGACGUCGGGCGUUGGAACUUCGAUGAUCAGUGGAGAACAUUUGACCUAUGCACCAACUAUUCUCAUUCCUCAGCAGAGUAUGUUCCUGUCUGCAAUUCUCAGCGCUCUUCGACAUCAGAACAUGAAAUCUCUGCACCAGAAUUGGUGCAACAUGGUCACUUCCUGUCUGCCGUACUUUGGAGAUAAUUUGAAGGAUAUUUCUAUGUCGGUGGUACAUCAGAUCUGCUUCAAUUUGGAGAAGUUGGCGGAUGCAUACAAGGCAAAAGAUUUGGGCGGAGAAUUGUGCGCAGAUUAUGCGACAACACAGUUGGAAUCACUGACGAUCCUCGUUCACUAUUGUCUAUUGGAUUCGACGCAAACCGCCAAUCAGAACUUGCCUGUAAACUCUACCCAGAACACUAACAACACCAGCGAAAUCUUGAAUAACUUAGUAAGCGCCUUCUUCUCGCCCAACGGCGACCUCUCCAAGAAUAACGAUAACUACCUGAAUGCACGCAAAUGCAUCUUGAGUCACAUGCCCAAGAUAAUAUCGAGCGUCGCAAAACUCUGGCAAACCAUAGUGGGUAUAGAAGGGGAUUACUGUGGUAUAUUUGGUCAUUCGAAGGUUGUUAAACAGCAAUUGCUGGAAUUUCUUAGUCCAAUAGCAGUGCAUCAUAGCUCCAGUUUCUUGGCUGCUGUUGCGGUCGCAUGGCACGAAAGGCGAAACCCAUUCACCAACGUUAAGACGGUCCUACCCGAACCCAACGCUAGUCAAAAUAAUUUGGUCAUCUUAAUACUGGCGAUACGUGUUAUACCGCUUGACAAUUUGGUGCAAACUGUGACGGCGGUGAUCAAAAAUCCUCCGCCCAUCCAGGGUUUAACCGCCGACAUUUGCCUGGAUGUUUCAGUCUUGGAAUUGUUUUACUGUUACAUGAGGAAUGCGUCAGCAACUCAAUUAUCGGAAGCUUGGAGUUCGCUUUUGGCUCUUGUGAGAGAAGGUUGCUCGUUAACACCACCAGCUCAGUUCUUAUUGGCUGCUUUGCUUCACGAGCUAAUGAUUAAGUGUUGUCCAUUGGAGGAGCGUAAAGAUCAAAAGGAUUUGCAGGACGUAACUGCUAAGUUGAUAGAGUGCGUUUCGCAAGUUUGCGGUUCUUGCUUGGAGCAGACGACGUGGCUGCGGCGGAAUCUGGCAGUCAAAGAGCAGGACGAAGAGAGUAUAUCUUCGAUCAGUGUUGUGAGCUGCUCCAAUUCCGAUAUACUGACCGGCAUUAAUAACAGCUACAGUGUUCAGGCGCAGCUGGUUCUUUCGGAGAUUCUUGCCCAAAUCUUGGAUAUUUGCUUCGGAUCAGUGGAGAAGGAUAAAGUGAACACUAUACUUACUUCGUUAAUGUGCAACAUCGUUCCCUACCUACGCACGCACACCUACAGGAACAUGCACAGCUUUGUCGCUUGCUCGAAGCUGAUGGCUAGCUUGAGCAGUUAUCAAUAUACGAGGAAGGCGUGGAAAAAAGACGUAUUUGAUUUGCUGCUAGAUAAUACUCUGUUUCAAAUGGAUUACUCGUGUCUGAAGUAUUGGAAGAUCAUAAUCGACAAUCUGAUGACGCAUGACAAUACCACGUUCAGGGACCUAAUGAGCAGAGUGUCGAUGGCGCAAACCGGAGGAUUGAAUCUUUUUACCACGCGUGAACAAGAGUACGAGCAAAGAGCACAACUGUUGAAGCGAUUGGCUUUCGUAAUCUUCUGCAGCGAGACGGAUCAAUAUGCCAAGUACAUGCCUGAUAUACAAGAGCAAUUGACAACGAGCUUGCGUUUGAGCGUGCCUGGGGUUCAAGCCCAGGUCUUCAUGUGCUUCCGAGUAUUGCUUAUACGCAUGUCACCGAUUAACAUGACUUCCCUUUGGCCCAUCAUCAUCAGCGAAAUGCUUCAGGUAUUCAUACAGAUCGAACAGGAACUGUCCACCGAAACGGAAGAGUUUAGGAACAACUCAAGUUCCCAUAUACGUUUGAUGGUUGCCCUUGAUGCAAGCUGGACUCUGAACAGCAACAACGGACUCCACGCCCUCGGACAUCCCCAUUGGCGAUCCCUGCAGUUGGCCACAGCGAAGCUUCUGGAUCUGGCUUUGCUUCUUCCGGCCACUUCUUUGCCUCAGUUCCAAAUGUAUCGGUGGGCAUUCGUAGGUGAUGAUUUGCCCCAUGCCCAAAGUUCCUACAAUAUGCUGGAGAUGACCUCUUUUACGCCGCACGUGUGCCGAAUUGCUAGUCUCAUGGAUCAGAGGUACAGCGAGACGCAAAUCGAGACACUACCGACGAAGCAGAACGAACUGCUGCUAACCAUGAACUCCAUAGAGCAUCUGAAGGAUCUGCACGGUUUCUUCAAGACUCUAAGCCUGUGCUCGAACAGACACAGGACCGAAUGCAACGGCUCCGUGAGCAACGACUUCUUCACCCCCGAUAAGCCUACGGAUAGAAAAACUCUUGCAAUACUAGAGAAGCUGGAUCGCAUUGUGGAGAUGGAUUUUCUGGACAAAAUUACGCGGUAAUUAAGUUCCGCUUUAUUAUCCACUACUUUUAACAGACCGUCGCGUGUACGAAUAGGCUUACGUAGAAGUUAAGUCCAAAGAAUAUUAUUUUCAGUAUUAUUUAUUGAAAAGAAGAUAUAAAAAAAUAUAAGAAAGAACAGAAGCAACGACAACAGUUGAAUACUAUAUUUUUAUUGUUACAAUCUCGUUUUA
This is a messenger RNA of Nicrophorus vespilloides, 7368 nucleotides long. Its product is annotated as protein dopey-1 homolog. NCBI's taxonomy places the organism in Eukaryota, Metazoa, Arthropoda, Insecta, Coleoptera, Silphidae. The record is from RefSeq and is a predicted model, not a curated record. The coding region runs from base 19 to 7176 and encodes 2385 amino acids. Gene Ontology annotation, cellular component: trans-Golgi network; endosome. The transcript is spliced from 12 exons. Gene Ontology annotation, biological process: Golgi to endosome transport.